GAGACACCGGUACCGGCACCGGGGCCGUGCAGAGACACCGGGUCCCGCAGCGGUACCGGGGCCGUGCAGAGAUCCCGGCACCCGCAUCAGUACCGAGGCCGUGCAGAGACACCGGGUCCCGCAUCAGUACCGGGGCCGUGCAGAGACACCGGUACCGGCACCGGGGCCGUGCAGAGACACCGGGUCCCGCAUCGGUACCGGGGCUGUGCAGAGACACCGGCACCCGCAUCGGUACCGACACCGGGGCUGUGCAGAGACACCGGCACCCGCAUCAGUACCGGGGCCGUGCAGAGAUCCCGGCACCCGCAUCGGUACUGGGGCCGUGCAGAGACACCGGCACCCGCAUCAGUACCGGGGCCGUGAAGAGAUCCCGGUACCCGCAUCAGUACCGGGGCCGUGCAGAGACACCGCCACCCGCAUCGGUACCGGGGCCGUGCAGAGACACCGGCACCCGCAUCGGUACCGGGGCCGUGCAGAGACACCGGUACCGGCACCGGGGCCGUGCAGAGACACCGGCAACCCCAUCAGUACCGGGGCCGUGCAGAGAUCCCGGCACCCGCAUCGGUACUGGGACCGUGCAGAGACCCCCGCAUCGGUAGCGGGGCCGUGCAGAGACCCCAGCACCAGCACCGCCGAGACAGCCCCGGCACCGGCACCGGGACAACCGACACUCCCCCGGCACCCGGACUGGGACCGCCCAGAGCCCCCCGGCCCGGGCCCGGCCCCCCGCGCCAUGGCGGGCGGCAGAGCGGGGUCCCGGCGGCGGCCGAUGACCUUGGCCGAGGCGGGCCCGGGCACGGAGAACGAGCGGCUGGGCUUGGUCCGGCUCAGCAUGCUGCGCAACCCGCUCAUCAUCAAGCCAGAACUUGGAAAGCCCAUGAGAAACUGCUACUCCCUGCCAGGCCCUGAUUUUACCUAUGGGAUAUACGUGCACCAGAGAGAUGGAGGAGUCCCUGAAGCCAUAGGCCACUGGGAUUCAGUGAAGGCCAAGCCUCACAAAAGGGUCAUGCCCCGAGACUUCGUGGCCAUGGGCCGUGCAGCUGUGGACGAGGGCUGCACCACAGCCCGGGACUUUGCUCUCUACUACAAGUACAGGGACAUCCGCUGCAAGGACAAGGGCAUUCUCAGAUAUGGGGGCAAGGUACCUCCAGGCAUGACUUUUGGCAAGCCACCACGGCCUUCCACUCCCUUUUUUGACCUCAUGCAACACAGAUACAAGGAACUGUGGAUGGAGGAGCAGAGAGCCCGGACUGUAGUCCAGCACGUGGUGAAGAAAAAGGUGGGUGAGGUGCGUGAGAACCGCACCACGUUCCUGCGCACGCACCCGCUGCCGGUGAAGGAGGAGUCCUUCUGGCACCUACAACGCUUCGAGAAGGUUGAGCCUCACCUCAGGACUUUUCCAGACCCUGAAUCCCGUAAAAAGGCUCUCAGUGCCUCACGUUGAGGAGUGCCUGUGAGCUGUCCCCUUCCCCAGAGGGCCCUCACAGCAAGGAUGGUGCUGGGCACAGCCCUUGGAGCCUGGGAUUCCACAUGCAAUGACUUUCUCUCAGGUUUUACAGAGUUAUGCUAACGCAGAUAUAGCCAAAUAAAUCACAAAUAUAAGAGGAA
This is a messenger RNA of Taeniopygia guttata (zebra finch), 1608 nucleotides long. RefSeq names its product cilia and flagella associated protein 77 (gene CFAP77). Lineage: Eukaryota; Metazoa; Chordata; Aves; Passeriformes; Estrildidae. The record is from RefSeq and is a predicted model, not a curated record.